Messenger RNA from Tripterygium wilfordii, 821 nucleotides. RefSeq names its product peptidyl-prolyl cis-trans isomerase Pin1. The coding region runs from base 197 to 556 and encodes 119 amino acids. Lineage: Eukaryota; Viridiplantae; Streptophyta; Magnoliopsida; Celastrales; Celastraceae. Gene Ontology annotation, molecular function: peptidyl-prolyl cis-trans isomerase activity. The transcript is spliced from 2 exons. Gene Ontology annotation, cellular component: nucleus; cytosol. The record is from RefSeq and is a predicted model, not a curated record.
UAGAUUCUCCAGUGAAAAAGGAGCCCUUUCCCUCUCCCAGUAAUCCCUCUGUCAGCUAGCAAAGAUAGAGUCCGAUCGGAAGAGAAAAAAACCUUCUUCGAUCUCAUCAGCAGAUCGAACGGCAGCGAAGUUAGCGGCAUCAGAAGCAGCGAAAACAAGAGAGAGAGGAAGAGAGAGGAGCGAGAAGAAAUCGAAAAUGGCGUCGGCUAAUCAAGUGAGGGCUUCUCACAUCCUCAUAAAGCACGAGGGCUCUCGCAGGAAGGCAUCUUGGAAGGAUCCAGAAGGCCGUGUCAUCAAAAACACCACCAGAGAGAGCGCCGUCUCUCAGCUCAAAGCCUUCCGUGAUGACAUCGUUUCUGGCAAGGUUAAGUUCGAGGACAUCGCCUCCCGAUUCUCGGACUGUAGCUCUGCUAAGCGUGGCGGCGAUCUUGGUCCAUUUGGUCGGGGACAAAUGCAAAAGCCUUUCGAAGAUGCUACAUAUGAUCUGAAAGUUGGUGAGAUAAGUGACAUUGUGGAUACUGAUAGUGGCGCCCACAUCAUAUUGAGGACUGGUUGAAGCGGAAAGGAGAUGCAUUCGUCUUAUUUGGCAAAUUUUAUUUUGUGUGAAGCAAACAUAUUUGAGUAUUGAGUCAUUGAUACUCUGGAUAAAAUGAGCCUCUAGUCAUAUGCUGCAGAUUAAUCUGGUGAUAACCCUAUAAUGUGCAGCGGUAUUGGCUCAUUGAUUGUGUUUGAGGCAUCAAGACUGAUAUGAUGUUUGUGCUUUAUUUACAUUGCUAUGAAACUUAUGAUAAUAGGACAUUGUUAGUUUGUGGUUUGUGGUU